Aspergillus wentii DTO 134E9 is the source of this 759-nucleotide messenger RNA. RefSeq lists its product as uncharacterized. The transcript has a single exon. The record is from RefSeq and is a predicted model, not a curated record. Bases 1 to 759 code for a protein of 252 amino acids. NCBI's taxonomy places the organism in Eukaryota, Fungi, Ascomycota, Eurotiomycetes, Eurotiales, Aspergillaceae.
AUGCCUCCACGUCGCCGUCCCAAGCCAUCUCUCUGGGCCCGUUUUCGAACGUGGUUUCGCUACGCAGAAUCACCCCUCCGACUACGUAGUAGUCUCGUUCGACUUAACCAUCAACACAAGUACCCCUUGCUCGCCCUCCUGCGCAUGUCCAUCCCCUAUCCGUGGUGGUUCUUUCCAAUCCCCGGACCGUUUUCUCUCCGCGCGCUUAUCGAAGAUGCGAAGAAUGAGACGGGCAUCAUCACGUCUCAUUUUGGUGAGAUCCAUAAUCUCCGCGCGGUUCCUAUCUGGCGCAUGCGCGACACGCCUCUGCGCUCGAUUUACCGACUGUAUGAGCUCCAUCUCGCCGAUCAUUAUGAGCUGAUGGGAUGGGAGACGGAAUAUUUCUUCUAUCGGCGAGGCUGGACGCUACGAGAUAUAGCUGACCCGAGAGAUCCUGAUCCGCUUCGUUAUGCGAUUAUCGCUUCCAUUGUUGAUGAAUUGCACGAGGCAGUCAAUUGGCGAUUGAGUCUGGGGAUGCGGAGAAAUCGAGCGCAUGUUUAUCGCGAAGAAGAUGGAGACCCGUGGCCGCCUUUUACCCCAGAGGAACUGCCUGGCUGGACAGAAAAUGUGGCACCUAUUGAUAAGGAUUUACUAAUGCUAUCAGUGCCGCCAGAAUCACUGGAUGCAGAGGGGAAUUUGGUGCUUGAAGCUAAUGGUAAAAGUCACAAUUUUGCCAAGCGCAAUAUAAUCACAAACACAGGCUGGCUCUAUACUAUAUGA